CACACUUGCUCACCAACUCGCACUCACAGCAAGCAGCAUCCACCAUGCUCACGGCGUUACUCGUAGCCCUGGCGCUCAGCGGGGCCGUCGCCGCGGCGCCAGCCCAACAGGCACCGCUCCAGCCCCCCGCGCCCGCCGCGAGCCCCCGCCCCCUCGUUAUAUGGCACGGACUCGGCGACACGGCCCACAGCGAGGGCAUGGACGCGUUCGCGGAGCGCGUGCGCGAGCUGUACCCCGGCAUCUAUGUGCACAAUGUCGUGGCGCCGCGCGACGCCAGCAGCUCGGAGGAGAGCCGCGCGGGGUGGUGGGGCAGUGCUGUCGGACUCGGUGAGGACGUGUGUGAGCAGCUCUCGGAGAUCGACGAGCUCGCUGGAGGGUUCGACGCGAUUGGGUUCAGCCAGGGCGGGCUGUUUAUCCGCUACUAUGCGCAGUACUGCAACGACCCGCCAGUGCGCAACCUGAUCACGUUCGGCUCGCCCCACUUUGGCAUCGCAGCCCUCAUCCCCUGCCCCGACCCGCCGACGGUGGCGUGCACGCUCGCGGCGCGCGCAGCCAAGGCAGGCAUCUACACGGGGUGGGCGCAGCGCAACCUCAUCCAGGCGCAGUACUACCGCGAUCCGGCGCGGCUCGACGAGUUCCUGCUCGCCAACCAGUUCAUCCGUGCUUUGAAUGGCGAGGGCGGGCUGGACGACGACGGCGAGCCGACGGGGCGCGAGCAUGGCGGCUUGGGGCUUGGGCAGGUGGAGAACGUCGUGGCGAUUGCGUUCGACGAGGACGAAACCGUCGUCCCAGGCCUCUCAGCCCACUGGGCCACAAUCGACACGAACAACGCGAGCACCGUCGUGCCCCUCAAAGAGCAGCAGCUGUACCAGGACGACCUGAUCGGCCUCCGCGCCCUCGACAAGAAGGGCAGGCUGCACCUGCUCACCUGCCCCGGGCGGCACAUGGAGAUUGGCGGCGACGGCGAGUGCGGGGACAAGGUGCUGGAGAAGUGGGUCGGGUGGAGGGCGUAGAGCGUACGCCGAGCCGCUGAGCGCAACAAGGCGUGUGUGCGCGGCGUGAACAUCGCGCGCGCGUGAGGACAUUGUAAUCGAUGUACAGAUUGUCGGAAUAUGCUACAACUCUGCUACGCUG
This is a messenger RNA of Vanrija pseudolonga, 1134 nucleotides long. It is a transcript of the gene PPT1, whose product is annotated as Palmitoyl-protein thioesterase 1. The record is from RefSeq and is a predicted model, not a curated record. Gene Ontology annotation, molecular function: thiolester hydrolase activity; palmitoyl hydrolase activity. NCBI's taxonomy places the organism in Eukaryota, Fungi, Basidiomycota, Tremellomycetes, Trichosporonales, Trichosporonaceae. Gene Ontology annotation, cellular component: lysosome. The transcript has 4 exons. Bases 45 to 1013 code for a protein of 322 amino acids.